AGUAUAAAUGUCGGCGGCGGCGCCGUGGCACGCGCACCUGCGCAGGUCGCCGUCAAGUCGCGGCUCUCCUCUCCGCUCUCCUGCGAAACUCCAUCAUCGUCCCGCCAGCAUCAUCAUCAUCAUGUCCUUCUCCAGCGCGAGCGCCACGGGGGGUCCUUCGCACAGGGCGCCCCUGUAUAGCGCGAGGAGCCUGUUUGGGACCCCCGGCAGGACCCCGUCCCGCGCGAGCCUGCGCCCCCCGGGCGACGACAAGCAGACCCUGAAGGGUCUCAACGAGCGCCUGGCCGGGUACCUGAGCCAGGUGCGACAGCUCGAGGAGUCCAACAUCAGCCUGGAGGAACGGAUCCAAGAAAUCCUGCUGAAGAGGAAGUCCGUGAGCGAGCGCGACUGGGACGCGCACGAGCGGCCGCUGGAUGAGCUCAGGGCGCAGGUCCGGAAUCUGACCAUGGAGAACGCGCGCCUCAUUCUGCAGAUUGACAACUCCUCUCUGGCUGCCGAAGACUUUGCAAUCAAGCGCGAUUCCGAACGGGCCCUGCGUCAGGCGGUGGAGCAAGAUAUGGCCAGCCUGACCAAGGCCACUGAGGAAACCCAGCUGAGAUGUGAGCAGCUGCAGAGCGAAAUCAACUCUGUGAAGGAGGAGCUGGAAGAGCUCGAGAAGAACCAUAAGGAGGAGGUGACUACACUUCGCUCCCAGAUCUCUGAUACCAACAUCAGAGUGGAGAUGGAGUCCCCCAAAGACCACGACCUCAGUGACACCAUCAACAAGAUCCGCACCCAGUACGAGAAGGCUGCUGAGAAGAACCGCAAGGACACAGCACUCUGGUACCAGAACAAGUUUGACAACAUCACCGCUGAGGAGAAGCAGAACACUGAGGCGCUGCAGACGGACAAUCGUGAGCUCAGCGAACUGCGUCGGCAGAAGAUGAAGUUGGAGAUUGAGCUGCAGGCUCUGCAGAACAUGAUCAAGGCUUUGGAAAAGACUUUGAAUGAUACGGAGAACCGUAAUGCCCAGGAGCUCCACCGGCUCAACCUAAUCAUCCAGCAGCUGGAGGCGGAACUGGGGGAAUUGAGGACUCAACUGGAACGACAGGCCGCCAUGUACCAGGCACUGCUCAAUACCAAGAUGAAGCUGGAGAAUGAGAUUGGUGUGUACCGUGGUCACCUCGAGAACCUUUGCGAAGACGAAAGUGCUAAUAUGGCAGGAAACUGAUGGGGUGACCAGCAGUAGUUAGGAGCGGUGGUGUGGCAGAACUUGCUGCAGGCAAUCCCCCAAACAGCUACCAGAGUCAAAGGAGGAGGAGAACUUCGAGAAUGCCGCAGUGCCCAGCCAGACCCGUAUCUUAACCCUGCAAACAUCAUGGCUCAUUAGCCCCGCCCACCAGAGUUCCUCAGCUGUAAUGGCUCCUUACCUGCUCCUGCUGCCUAGCACCUGGCCCUCACCUGUCGCCCAAACUGCCUACCUACCAUGUUAACUGUGUUUAGCCUGUUGUUACUGCUGCCUUCCAGGACACUGGAUUUCCUUACUAAAAUUCCUUACUAAUGCUUCCUAACAUUUGUCAAAAUAAUUCUGCCUUCUGCUCUGCAGUAAAAUUGGAAGAUUUGAACUGUCGGUCGUUGUCUGGUCUUUUACUGUUGACUAAAGCAAAUGCUUAUACAUAAAACUCAGGACUAAGUGUGGUUGCACAACCGGUUUUUGUGUGGUUUCUUCCUGCAAACACACUGGGAAAACUGAACAGCUGUACAAAUUUCACUAUUUAAACUAGCUUUGCUCAGAGCAGUGCACACAAAAUUCUCUGCUGCUGAAACUCCUGGUGUAUUUCCCGUGCCUGUAACUGAACAAUUCAAAAUUUUAUAAAAGUCAAAUUCUGCUGGAUAUGUACAGAGAAAAGAGUGUUCUUACACCACAUUCU
Messenger RNA from Scleropages formosus (Asian bonytongue), 1910 nucleotides. RefSeq names its product keratin, type I cytoskeletal 18-like. The record is from RefSeq and is a predicted model, not a curated record. The transcript has 7 exons. The coding region runs from base 8 to 1210 and encodes 400 amino acids. Gene Ontology annotation, cellular component: cytoskeleton. Gene Ontology annotation, molecular function: structural molecule activity. NCBI's taxonomy places the organism in Eukaryota, Metazoa, Chordata, Actinopteri, Osteoglossiformes, Osteoglossidae.